AUGGGUUGCAAUGCCACGGACGCCUCGCAACCAGGAUUUACAAAACCUGUUGGGCACGAAAAUCGAGACUCAACGGAGUCCACCGACCUUGACGCUAUCUGCAAGCACCUCAAGCUCAGCCUCUACAUGAAGUUCACCUACAUCGUCCGCGAGGGGGACCCCAUUGAUGCGAUGCUUCUCAUCAUCCGGGGUCACCUCGAGAGCUUUGCCACCGACGACGGCCACAUGGGGUUCUACAACUGGGGCCUGCUCAAGGAAAGGGACUUUUGCGGUGAGGAACUGCUUACGUGGGCGCUCGACCCUAAGGCUGGCGCCAACUUCCCGCUCUCCACGCGCACCGUUUGGGCCAUCUCCGAGGUCGAGGCCUUCGCGCUGCGUGUCGAGGAGCUCAAGUUCGUCGCUGGCCAGUUCCGGUGGCUGCACAGCAAGCAGGUGCAGUAG
Molecule: messenger RNA, 441 nt
Organism: Phragmites australis (common reed)
Lineage: Eukaryota; Viridiplantae; Streptophyta; Magnoliopsida; Poales; Poaceae
Product: putative cyclic nucleotide-gated ion channel 8
Exons: 2
Coding region: 1-441 (146 amino acids)
Source: RefSeq, a predicted model, not a curated record